AUGCCGCAUGCCAUCGAUGAGUUCGAGCUUCAGGAACAGGCCGAUGACGCCGAAAUUGCCCGCCUUCUGAACGAUGAGAAUCCGAGUAACAACAACUUGAACUUCGACCGGGAUCUGGAAGUAGGCGAGAAGGCCGACGAUGCCAUUGAUUUUGAAGACAUCAGUGAUGAUGACCUGCCCGAAGACGAGACGGAUACACACAAAAAUGACUUCGCCAACCCGCCUCCGUCUAUCAGUCACAGCGGUCUGGCCCUCCCCUCCAAAUCGGCCGUUGCCCUGCCAGGGGCUUACACGUCCCUCGCUCUGCCUCAGAUGUCUGACGAUCUCAUCGAAGACGAGCAAAUGGCCGAUGCAGAAGUUAUCGAGGAGGAGCAGGAUGACGAAGAAGACGAGGACUGGUUACGGCAGAAAGCACUUUUUGCUGCUAUGGAGCAAGAGAGAGUUGAGCGAAGCAGGAGAGGAGGAUCUUACGAACCGCCAACUGCUCCAGAGACAGAAAUGGAGGUCUUCUAUUCUAUCUGGCCAUCGUAUGACCCAGAGGAGCGCCCGCGAUUCACCGAGCUGUUUCCUCCUAGACGAGGUAUCUAUGGCUGGAAGACUCCCAUCAAGCCUCCUAAGCCUGUACAGCCAACCAAGCUCAGUCUUGAUCUUCAACACGACCAAGAGAAGAGUUUCAGGCUCUUGGGUACUGCUACCAUGGGCAAACACGCGAGGGAAGGAGGCGGCGAACAAUCGGGCGUCGUUCGCGUUGAGGAUACUUCAGCCAAACAAGAAGACACCGAAGAUGUCAUCGACCUAGACGAGAUUGAUCCGAACGAGCAGAUUGGUGGUGUUUCGUGGCAAGAUCUGACCGUACUCUGUGAGGACUGGGACAUGGCAAGUGCUGCAUCCUCACCCGGCCACUACUCGCUUGUAGACAGCGGUGUCGACAUGGGAAGAGACUCGCGCUCACCACCAGCAGCCAAGCGCAAGAUUCCUGGAUUCGACCUGGAAGAGCCGACUGCGAAAAAGCUCAAGAUCGUUGGGUUUGACCUCAAGGCUGCAGUCGCCAUAUCGCACACAUACCCCUCUCUCGAUGAACCAGAACGUGCAACUGCAUACAUCGCCAAACGGGUCACUCUCGACAUGAACGAUCCCGGUCUUUUGUUAGACGAAAAUGCUCCUGCGACUCAGCCUAAGAGGUUGCGCCAUAUUCCUGGCGACAUGCGUCGGGAAACCAGGACUGCCAUGGCUCGUGACAUGACCAAGAGGUACAACAUAUCCAAUGACGAAGCUUACGAACUCCUCAAAGAGAAUCACCAGCACAAAGUCCGCAGCACACUCGGUAGUAUGGCUGUCGAGCACAGUCUGCCUGCGACUAAGCUUCAGUUCCCCUUCUACAGAGUCAGUCUGGAUGAUAAACAGAAACGCGCGUUCCACCGUCCCGUAUUCUCCAGCGAAAGGCCCAACAGAACCAUCACGUUCAGCAAGCCCAAGAAGUUCAAGAGGAAAGAGAUGCGCGGCAAGGAUGUCGCAACUCUCUUUGCAAAGUCCGAAGACUUGUCUAUGGCAGACAAUUCGAGUGCAUUGCUCCUUGAAUACUCCGAAGAGCAUCCAGUCAUGCUCUCCAAUUUUGGUAUGGGCAAUCGUCUCAUCAAUUAUUACAGAAGAAAAGACGCCGAAGACUCCUCUAGACCCAAGGAAGAGAUUGGUGAAACCCAAGUUCUCUUACCUCAGGAUCGUAGUCCAUUCGCAAACUUCGGCCAAGUCGACCCCGGAGAAAUGGUGCCUACCAUACACAACGGUCUUUACAGGGCGCCCGUCUUUCGUCAUGAAGGCAAAUCGACCGACUUCCUGGUCAUCUGCAAUGAAACACACAAGAAUGGCAAGAAGUACUACAUGCGUAAUAUAGAAAAUCUGUAUGCUGUUGGCCAACAGUUCCCGUCAGUGGAGGUCCCCGGUGAGCACUCCAGAAAGGUUACAGAUGCUGCAAAACGUCGUCUACGAGCCAUAUCCUAUCCUCAUCUACCUGGUAGUGAUGUUGCCCAGAACCGUGGCAAGAUGCGUGAGUUCAUGCAAUACGACAAGAACAAUCAGCUAUGGCACCUCAAGGCAGGCGACUCUGUUCCUGACUCCGAGACUCUUCGUGGUUGGAUCAAGCCAGAAGACAUCUGUGUGCUCGACUCGAUGCAAGUCGGCGUACAAUAUCUCAAGGAUCUUGGUCUCAAGAAAGAGGAUGACGAGAACGAGGAAGACGAUGCCAAAGAAGGCACAAACGUUGAGCUCAAGCUUGCACCCUGGAACACAACCAAGAACUUCCUCAAUGCUUGUCAAGGUAAAGCAAUGCUCCAACUGCAUGGCGAAGGCGACCCAUCUGGCAGAGGUGAAGCAUUCAGUUUCAUUAAGACUUCCAUGAAGGGUGGAUUCAGAGCACAAGGCGAGAGUAUCGAAGAACGACUUGAUGCCAAACGACUCAAAGAGAAUGGAGGCCACAGCUACAAUGUUGCCAAGCAGCAAAGAGCUUACGAUGAAUCCAUUCGUCGCAUAUGGAGAUCUCAGCAUGAGAGUCUUUCUUCACACAUGGAGAACUCCGAGGGUGAAGCUGACGUUGACGAUGAGCCCGAACCGGCCCAAAGCUUUAGAGCUGGUACACCCCGAUCCUCCAUGGGAACAUCUGUCUAUGGCAACAACAGACGUGACGACGAGUCUGCAAGUCAGUUCAGUCGCAAUAGUAUGAGUCAGAACAACAAGUUCAUGACGAUCAAGAGAAGCGUGCGGGACAAGUAUGGCAAUGUGGAAGAGCAGACAGAGACUAUCACCAAUCCAAGGGUGAUUGCAGCCUACAAGAAGCGCAAACUGCUGGCACGAAGCCAAGCGAUCGACAUCAUGAAUACCAAAGCGACCGGAGACGAAGACUUUGACGCGCUUCAAAAACAACUUAUGCAAGCAGAGAUCGAGCGUCUCGAACGCAACAUGGGCCGCAGACAGGCUCGCGAACGUGCAAAGGGCGAAGGUGCUGAUGGUGCCGACGCUGCAACUCCCGCGCCAACCGGUAAAGGCAAGGGCCGAUCGAAGAAGAACACCGAAGGCACAGCCCGCAAGUGUGCCAAUUGUGGUCAAGUGGGCCACAUCAAGACCAACAAAAAGCUUUGCCCGAUGCUCAACGGUACGAUGAAGCAGGAAGACAUGGCCGUGACAGGCUUUGGCGGCGGACCGGGCCCGGGGGCUGCUGGCGCAGGACCAGGCGGCGAAACAUCAUCCUUCGGUGCUCUAUAA
Molecule: messenger RNA, 3255 nt
Organism: Aureobasidium melanogenum CBS 110374
Lineage: Eukaryota; Fungi; Ascomycota; Dothideomycetes; Dothideales; Saccotheciaceae
Exons: 7
Coding region: 1-3255 (1084 amino acids)
Biological process (GO): transcription by RNA polymerase II; RNA polymerase II preinitiation complex assembly
Cellular component (GO): transcription factor TFIID complex
Molecular function (GO): RNA polymerase II general transcription initiation factor activity; RNA polymerase II general transcription initiation factor binding; histone acetyltransferase activity
Source: RefSeq, a predicted model, not a curated record